Molecule: messenger RNA, 976 nt
Organism: Culicoides brevitarsis
Lineage: Eukaryota; Metazoa; Arthropoda; Insecta; Diptera; Ceratopogonidae
Exons: 2
Coding region: 156-965 (269 amino acids)
Biological process (GO): regulation of transcription by RNA polymerase II
Cellular component (GO): nucleus; transcription regulator complex
Molecular function (GO): DNA binding
Source: RefSeq, a predicted model, not a curated record
CGAGAAGAAGCAAGCGCUUUAGAAUUCAGUUGUUGGACGAACGUAAAGCUGCGUACAUUUUUAAUAUAUUUUUCUGUCAUCGUUUCGCGGCAACAACAAUAACAAUAAAAAAAAUAUAUUAAAAUUUGCGCUCAAUUAUCGAUUUGCAGCAAAAAAUGACGCAUUAUAUCGACACACGGAAACUCAUUUCGGACAUUCAGAUGCGCCCGGCGCUCUGGAAUCGAAAUUACGCCGUCAACAAGGCAUUCACGGAAGACACAUGGGACGAACUUGCUGAAAUUCAUUCGUUGCCAAAAUCCGUACUGAAAACCCGCUGGAAGAGUUUGCGCGAUAACUUUCGCAUCGAAUUCAAACGCAUUCCUCGCGAUGCCAACGGAAGUUGCCUGAUCUCACCAAAUUUGCACAAAUCCAAAUGGGCUUAUUACAAAUCUUUGCUCUUCCUCGUCGAUCACAUGAAAUCCCGUUACCCCAACCAAGAUUUCGUUGCGGAAACGAACGUCAGUAACUCAUUUGUGCGCGAUUUGCAAGGCAUUACGCCCGAUACCUCCUCGAACAUGGAUUAUUCGGGUGCCGAUGACGAAGAUGUCGAAUACAUAAACAUUCCAGAAGUCCCCCCGCUUAAAGUUACUUUGGGAUCUGUGUCGCCAGGAUCAGAUCAUCACAGCAACAAUGGGCAUGAUACAACGCCGCCAUUACCGCCAUUAGUUCCUGUGACAGCGCCAAAGAAUUAUCCGCCGGCGAAGCGUUUGCGACAAGCCGAAGUUGAAGAAAAUGGAUCUGAGGAAAAGGACAAAGAAGAUGACGAUUAUCAUUUUUUGAUGUCGAUCCAUACGUUCAUGGGACAACUCAAAAAUGGACAAAAGCUGAAAAUGCGGAUGAAAAUUCAAAAGUUGCUGUAUGAUGAAUUGUUUAAGGAUCACGAAGAAGAAGAAGAAGCAACGAAUGGAGUUGCUUCUGCGGAAUAAAUGUGUGUGAA